UGAUCUUGACUUUAAAAUCAAAGAGCUGUUUAUUUUUAUAUUGAAGUCAAUUUUAUAUCUGUAAAAUAAUCGGAUUACAUUUAAAUUGUAUGUAUUGCAGUGCACAUGGAUAGACAGGAGAUCAUGAACUUCAAGAAAUUUGUUGUGCACAGGAUAUUCUGCUAAGACUCAGACAAAAGGGGUAAAAAGAACAAAUUAAAGCAGGUCUGUGUUGCAGCCAAUUGUAAAUCUUUUACAGAUCACCUGCUUGAACAGGCUGAUGGAAUGCAGAGCUCAUCACCUUCACUGGUCAGCAGUGUGCACUCAUGUGUUAGUCACAAGGCUGGAAACAAAGGUCACCUAAUGCUCUUUCAGUGUUUCACAAAUAUUCAGAAUGCUGAAAACACCAGACGUGCUCUUUCUAUUCUGCCUUGUCGGGGCAGCGAACACCCUGUACAAACAGUGGAUUCCUGACACCAACUAUGAGAAUAAGACCAACUGGGACAAAAGCGCUGUUCCAUGUGGAAAUGACAUCGUUCAGUUUUCAGCCCAAAGACAAGUGUCUGUGUUUGUGGAGACUGCACAUGCCCUGCAGGAGAUGAGGUUGCCAGUUAAUGGAGAGUUCAUCCUGAAUUCUGGAGCUGGAUUUCAUGUUUUGGCAGGACAAGAGCCAGGCUGUGGACAAGGUGUUGUGACCCAGUUCAAAGAUUCAGAGCCUCUUCAGUGGUUUAACCCAGCUUUGUGGCAGACAGCUGCAACUCAGGAGGACCUGCAGCAUGGAAAGUUCCUAUUCUCAGUCCAUGAGGAGAGUGUCCCUUGCCAGUAUGAUGAUGUAGUUUUUAAAACCCACUCUUCCUUCAGAGUGGACACCAGCUCCAGUCAGACUAGCAUUCUUGUAAAAUCUGUGUCUGUACUGGGGAAGAUUUUUGGCACCAGAUCUGAGUUCUCCAAAUAUCUCAGCUCCCGCUCAGGUCAGCUGCAGUUUCACGGAUCCUCCGCUAUCACUGUUGGAAACCCGGGCUGUGGGGAUCCUACCGGCUGUGACUGUGGGAAUUCUGUAAACCAUCAACAGAUCUGUAGCACUGUAACAUGCAGCUCUCUGAGCUGUAAAAUGCCUCUUCAUCCUGUAGGACACUGCUGUGAGAUGUGUGGUGUCAUCAUUACCAUCCAGUACGCCGCUGGUUUCAACCUGCAAAACUACAGGCAAAGAAUCUAUCAACUUUUCCUUGUUCUGCCAGAAUACAAAUCUAUACAGCUGGGCAUAUCUAAAGUCUUCAAGCAACAACGGUUGAUUGGGGUCUUACCUUUUGGUACCAUACCUGAGAUCCAGGUGGUUAUUCUGGAUGGAGAGCAGGGAACACAGUCAGAGGCUCUGGCCCAAGAAAUAGUGAAGGAUGCUCGUUCUCAUGGCUCUACCCUGGGAAUCACUGGGGCUGAAUUUCAAGCAUCCUCUGGCAGCAACGGCGUUGGUGUUGGAAUAGUGGUUGGAGCUGUGUUCGGAGUUUUAAUUUUGAUUACACUCAUUAUAAUCGUGAUUGCCCUGAUUCGAAAGGGAGUUGUUAAAAUGCCGUCACUGAACAGCUUGAAAAGAAACAGUGAUGGUGAAAACUUUGGUGAGCCUCUUGAUCAUGGCUUUGAAAACCCCAUGUUUGACAAGCCCGACAUGAUACCUGAUAUUCUUGGUCAGUACAGUAGCGAAACUAAUAAAUCAAUCUCCAUGACUCAGACAGGCGUGCACUUUAUGAAUCCAGUUUAUGAUGAGAAUGAAACAGAUUUUAAUGGCUGA
This is a messenger RNA of Monopterus albus (swamp eel), 1765 nucleotides long. RefSeq names its product amnion associated transmembrane protein (gene amn). The record is from RefSeq and is a predicted model, not a curated record. Lineage: Eukaryota; Metazoa; Chordata; Actinopteri; Synbranchiformes; Synbranchidae. The transcript has a single exon. Gene Ontology annotation, cellular component: apical plasma membrane; endocytic vesicle. Gene Ontology annotation, biological process: intracellular protein localization; receptor-mediated endocytosis. The coding region runs from base 374 to 1765 and encodes 463 amino acids.